Messenger RNA from Haliaeetus leucocephalus (bald eagle), 5251 nucleotides. It is a transcript of the gene NEK9, whose product is annotated as NIMA-related kinase 9. Gene Ontology annotation, cellular component: centrosome. The record is from RefSeq and is a predicted model, not a curated record. Lineage: Eukaryota; Metazoa; Chordata; Aves; Accipitriformes; Accipitridae. The transcript has 22 exons. Gene Ontology annotation, biological process: protein phosphorylation. Bases 1 to 2895 code for a protein of 964 amino acids. Gene Ontology annotation, molecular function: ATP binding; protein kinase activity; protein kinase binding.
AUGUCGCUGGGCGAGUACGAGCGGCACUGCGACUCCAUCAGCUCCGACUUCGGCAGCGAGUCCUCGGGCAGGGGCGGCUCCCGCGGCGGCGGCAGCUUGCCCGGCGAGCAGGAGGAGCUGCACUACAUCCCCAUCCGCACCCUGGGCCGCGGAGCCUUCGGCGAGGCCACCCUCUACCGCCGCACCGAGGACGACUCACUUGUAGUAUGGAAGGAGGUGGACCUGACCCGGCUGUCAGAAAAGGAGCGUCGUGAUGCUUUGAACGAAAUUGUUAUCCUUGCCCUGUUGCAGCAUGAGAACAUCAUCGCGUACUACAAUCACUUCAUGGAUAACACCACGCUGCUGAUUGAGCUGGAGUACUGUAAUGGAGGGAACCUCUACGAUAAGAUUCUGCGGCAGAAAGACAAGUUAUUUGAAGAAGAGAUGGUGGUUUGGUAUCUCUUUCAAAUUGCAUCAGCUGUGAGCUGCAUUCAUCGAGCAGGAAUUCUUCACAGAGAUAUAAAGACAUUAAAUAUCUUUCUAACCAAGGCAAACCUGAUCAAGUUGGGAGACUAUGGGUUGGCAAAGAAGCUGAACUCUGAGUACUCUAUGGCUGAGACUCUGGUGGGAACUCCAUAUUACAUGUCCCCAGAACUCUGCCAGGGUGUGAAAUACAACUUCAAAUCAGAUAUUUGGGCUGUGGGCUGUGUCAUCUUUGAGCUGCUUACUCUGAAGAGGACCUUUGAUGCUACUAAUCCCCUGAACCUUUGCGUGAAGAUUGUACAGGGAAAUCGCGCCAUGGAGGUUGAUUCCACUGUCUACUCCCGGGAGCUGAUCCAGAUGGUGAAUUCCUGCCUUGAUCAGGAUCCAGAGAAGAGACCCACUGCAGAUGAAUUGCUUGAACAUCCCCUUCUCAGCAAACGCCGGAGGGAGAUGGAAGAGAAAGUCACACUUCUUAAUGGGCCAAAUAAGCGACCAAGGUCAAGUACCAUGAAUGAGGCUCCCAUUGCAGUGGUGACUUCGCGCACUAGUGAGGUGUAUGUUUGGGGGGGUGGGAAGUCCACCCCCCAGAAGCUGGAUGCCAUCAAAAGUGGCUGCAGUGCACGCCAGGUGUGUGCUGGUAACACUCACUUUGCUGUGGUGACAGUGGAGAAGGAGCUCUACACCUGGGUGAACAUGCAGGGGGGCACCAAGUUGCAUGGGCAGCUGGGACAUGGAGACAGAGCUUCCUACCGGCAGCCAAAGCAUGUUGAGAAGCUUCAGGGAAAAGCUAUUCGCCAGGUGUCCUGUGGAGAUGAUUUCACAGUGUGCAUUACAGAUGAGGGCCAGGUGUAUGCCUUUGGCUCGGACUAUUACGGAUGCGUUGGUGUUGACAAGGCUCAUGGCUCUGAAGUGCUUGAGCCCCUGCAGCUGGAUUUCUUUCUUACCAACCCUGUGGAGCAGGUCUCGUGUGGAGAUAACCAUGUGGCAGUGCUGACCAGGAACAGAGAAGUCUACACAUGGGGCUGUGGAGAGUACGGGCGCUUGGGCUUGGAUUCAGAAGAAGACCACUACACCCCUCAGAAGGUGGAUGUUCCGAAGACCUUAAACAUUGUGUCCGUUCACUGUGGCUGUGAUGGGACUUUCCUGCUCACCCAGACAGGCAAAGUGUUGGCAUGUGGACUCAAUGAGUUCAACAAGCUGGGCCUGAAUCAGUGCACAUCAGGGAUAAUCAACCAUGACACAUACUGUGAGGUGCCAUAUGCCACUUCCCUUACUUUGGCCAAGCAGCUGUCCUUCUACAAGAUCCGUACCAUUUCUCCAGGGAAGACACACACAGCUUCCAUUGAUGAGCGAGGCCGCCUGCUGACCUUCGGCUCCAACAAGUGCGGACAGCUUGGUGUUGGGGACUAUAAGAAGCACCUGGGAAUUAACCUGCUGGGAGGCCCCUUGGGGGGUAAGCAGGUGAUCAGGGUUUCAUGUGGAGAUGAAUUCACCAUAGCUGCUACUGACGACAACCAUAUCUUUGCCUGGGGUAAUGGUGGGAAUGGGCGUCUGGCAAUGACAUCGACCGAGAGAGCUCACGGCUCAGAUAUUUGUACCUCGUGGCCUCGGCCAAUAUUUGGAUCAUUGCAUCAUGUUCCAGACCUGUCGUGCCGUGGCUGGCACACCAUCAUCAUUGUUGAAAAGGUGUUGAACUCUAAAACAAUCCGAUCCAACAGCAGUGGCCUGUCCAUUGGUACUGUGGCUCAGAGCUGCACAACUGGAGGAGGAGAGGAAGAGGAUAAUGAACAGGAAGCGGAGACCCCCAAUCCCAGUGGAGGCUUUCGGGGAACCAUGGAAGCAGAUCGUGAGUUGGGGGGCUGGAUCAGCACCACAGAAGCUAAGGGAGGCAACAGUGCUGACAGCAGCUCCUGCCCUGGCUGGCUCCGGAAGGAGCUGGAGAAUGCUGAAUUCAUUCCCAUGCCUGACAGCCCCUUUCCUCUGAGCAUGGCGUCUUCAGAGCCGGAGAAGGAGACUCUCCCUUACCAGAAACUUCAAGGACUCAAAGUGGCCUCUGAGGAACCUGUUGGAUUAAAUGAGCCCAAAACGGAGCCCUGGCCUACUUGCCUGAGUCCAACCCUGCCAUGCGGUGAAGAGAAGGCUGCGUCUCCUGUUGUGGGCUGCAUGUGCAGUGCUCUGCAAGUGGAGGUGGCGCACCUCCGAAGCCUGGUUUUACAGUGUCUGGAUGAUCAGAAGAAGCUGCAGCAGGAAACUGUUCGUCUGAGUGCCCAACUCCAGCGGUUCUGUAGGGGGACGGAGGGAGUGCAGCAGGUGGAGGUUCAUUCCAAAGGAACACAGACAGCCAAAGAGGAGAUGGAAGUGGAUCCGAAACCUGACUUGGAUUCAGAUUCCUGGUGUCUUCUGGGAACGGACUCGUGCCGCUCCAGCCUCUAGUCUCCUGAGCCCACUGGGAUCCAUCUAACUUCACAGCACACUAACCGAAUGCAGAGAGCGGCUUUCCUGGCUUCAGGUCACUCGCAGACAAGAAGCGAGGCCGGAGGCUCCAGAGCAGCACCCAUGUACGUUUGAUAUGAACUAGGAGUGAGUUUGAGAGGGGAAGGGCCCCUGAGCUCUAGGCCAGCUCAGUGAUUGAAGCAGCAGCAGCUCCUCUUUGUACCUUAUCUGUCAAUUCUGCACGUGAGGCAGAACGGCCCCAUUACGGCGAUGGCUCCAGUAGCAGCUUUUGGCCCUUUCAUUGUUUCACUGCUUCUUGGGAGCUGCCUUUGGGACCCCAGUAUUCAUCACUGCAUCUCUAGAUGAGAGGAGGAGACGUGUUUUGUACUGAAGCUGGCUGAACCCUAAAACUCACCACCUUCACUUCAGAGGGGUGAAGGACUAGGAUCCUCUCCCUACCACAUGGCAAGGCCCAGGCAGUGAGGCUGCUCCCCUCUGCUCAGGGGCAGAGGGAGCAGAGACUGUCUCAUUCUGGAGGCAGUGGAGAUCUUCCUGUAAGGAAGAUAAUGGUAGACAGCAUGUCCCUGGUCUUGAGGUACAGCUUCUGGCCAUAUGGCUGUGUCCAGUGGCCUGUAUAGACAGAGUUUAAAGGCUUUAUUCUGGGUGCCUAGAGCUUUCCAACUUCCAGGCAAUGCACUGAGAUGAGUGAAUCAGGUGUUGUUUCAAAUAGCAGUAGUGGGCACUGUCUGAGAUGGGAUCUCUGGUUCUCAGUUUCAGACCACCUGCUUACCAACCAGAUGACAAGCAUCUGGGCCUGAGACUAAGUCACCCAUUUCUUGCUCCAGCUGUUCAACUUGGUUUGGGUGCCAGAGCUUCUUGUUUCUUGGCAUAAGCCCGUAGCUGCUCCUUGCUUGGCUUCUGUUCUGCUUAGCCCCUGGUGCCCACACUCUGUGUGGGUGUGGGAAGAAUCAGUGUUUUUCCACUCAAUGUUUUAACGAAGCUGGAAUGCAGUUUCCUACCCAGAAUAGGUCAUUAAUGCCGUGGUCACAGGAUGCAGCCUUCCCCAAUGACCAUGAAUGAUCAGGUCUCUGGAAUUCACCUUCUUUCUAGAAGUGAGAGGCUCUCGCAAGAAAAUUGGAGAUGGGAAGAGGCAUGGUCUGAUGCUCAAGAUUUCCUCAUUUCCUGUUAGAGAAUGAGGUUAAUUUUAUUGCCCUUAAAUUUAUUACCAAAUUGACUUUGAACUAAGCUUUUGGGAUUGGUAGGAUCCCUGGGAGCAGCUAGCCUUCCCUGCCUUACGUGAAGCCUCUAAGGAGUCCCAAAUCCCUCUCACCUUUGCUGUGAGAGCGGGGUUGUGAUUUCAUUAGGCUUAAACCAUCCCCAUCAAUGGCAUGUCACUAGAAUUGACUGUUCCAGGGGAGCCAGCGUUCCCCAUUUGUCUCUAGAGGUGGAUGCCAAACCAUUCUGCUUGUAACUUAACGCUCCUUAAAUACUUCGUUGGUGCCUAUUGCUAGUGUCUUGGAGCUCAAUCAAGUGCAGUCUCUCCAGUGCAGUGUCCAGGGCAAGGAUCGUACUAGCGUGCCCGUCCAUCGUUACCGAAGGAAGGGCAGGAGGACAGCCCUCCUGUGAGGUGGUGAGCGUCGGGCACCCUGGUGUGGCCACGUCGCUUAGUUGCCCUUGUGACUCUGCUCUCCUUUCCCCCAUGUGUCUUGGAGCCAGUUCUCAGGUUAGGGUCCCGGCUUGAGGGUUGUUGUUGCGGUUAGAAAUGAUUGAGUUGGUGACAUUGCGGCAGUGCCUUUGAGGAGUGAAGAGUUGAGGCUGAGCCAUGUCCAAUAAGCAAGCACCAAGCUGAUGGGAGUCGCUCUCCUGCAGUGCACUGCUAUCCUCAUUUCUCAAUGCUCUGCAGUUGGGAAGCUAGGUGCACAGACUGGAUUCCCCUUGGAUCUAGUGGAGGAUUAGGGUCCCUGACAGAGGAUGCCCUGUGCUCCGCAAUCUCAUAUGUGCCUUAGAGGAUUCACGCUAUCCAGGUUGUGCCUGUUACAGACCACAGAUUUCACACCAGCCAGCUAUGCAACCAAAAAAGCAGUUUAAAGCCAGCACUUUUGUCUUGGGCUGAAAAUGGAGGGGCAAGUGGGCAGAAGUGCCUUUGAGCAGUUUCAAACCCUUUUUACUUCUCCCCUUCUUGCAGUGCUAGCUCCGUAUGUGUUGGUCUCCUGCUAGUAUUGCUACUGAGUUGUUAUAGGGGAACACAACUUACGCCUGCUCUGACACUCUGGCUGAAAACUAGUUUGUCGUCUUUUUUUGAAAGGUUAAAGGGUGUAGUGGUUUGGAGUUUCUGUUUAAAUAAAUGUUUAAACUC